AUAAAAAAAAAUUAAAAAUAAAAAUGGAUAUUGAAAAAAAUUUUGAAGAAGAACUUAAAAAAAUAGAAGAAAAAAUAAAAGAUGCUGAAGAAAAUUUAGGAGAUGUAGAAUUAAGAGAUUGUCUUAUGGAAAAAGCAGUUUUGCAUGAAAAAUUUGGAAAAAUAGAAUAAGCAAUAGAAAUAUAUAAGUAAGCUCAAAAAAAAACAAUUGGCGUUGGCAAAAAAAUGGACGUAGAGUUUGUUAUUCUCUUAAUAUAUGUAAAAUAAAAGAAUUUGUAAAAAAUUUAAGAAUCAAUAGAAUUUUGUAAAAAACUUUUUGAAGAAGGAGGAGAUUGGGAAAGAAAGAAUCGUUUAAAGGUAAAAAAUCAAUUUAAUUAUAAAAAAAAAAAAAAAAAAAGAAUUUAUGAAGGUAUAUAUAACCUUCUUAUUAGAGAUUUAAAAAAAACUUCUUAAUUAUUCCUUGAAUGCAUAAGCACCUUUAAUUCAUCAGAAAUAAUUUCUUAUAAAUAACUUGUAUUUUAUACAGUUUUAACUUCACUUGUUUCUUUAGGUCGUUCAGAAAUUAAAAAAAAUGUUAAUUUUAUAAAUUAAUUAUUAUAUAUAAAUAUAAAUAUAAAGGUUGUUCAUAAUUCUGAAAUAUUAACUAUAAUAAGGGAUAUGCCUUAUUUAAAAAACUUGCUUGAUGCAUUUGCAAAAUGUGAUUACAAAGCAUUUUUUAUAAAUUUGACUUAAAUUUUGACUGAUCUUAGAAAUGAUGAAUAUUUAUCUAAUCAUGUUAAAUUUUAUACUAGAGAAAUUAGAGUUGUUAUAUACUCUUAAUUCCUUGAAUCUUAUAAAACUGUUACUUUAUAAUCUAUGGCUAGUUCUUUUGGUGUUUCUGUUGAUUUUAUUGACAAAGAACUAUCUGAUCUUAUUUCUGGAAGGAGACUUACAUGUAAAAUUGAUAAAGUUUAAGGAAUUAUUGAAUCUGAAAGAGUUGACUAAAGAAAUACUUUAUAUCAACAAGCACUUAAACAAGGGGAUAAUCUAUUAAAUUAAGUUUAAAAACUUUCAAGAGUAAUAGACAUUUGA
Messenger RNA from Ichthyophthirius multifiliis, 1070 nucleotides. Its product is annotated as proteasome regulatory subunit, putative. The transcript is spliced from 2 exons. NCBI's taxonomy places the organism in Eukaryota, Ciliophora, Oligohymenophorea, Hymenostomatida. Gene Ontology annotation, biological process: proteasome-mediated ubiquitin-dependent protein catabolic process. The record is from RefSeq and is a predicted model, not a curated record.